Molecule: messenger RNA, 857 nt
Organism: Syzygium oleosum
Lineage: Eukaryota; Viridiplantae; Streptophyta; Magnoliopsida; Myrtales; Myrtaceae
Product: ethylene-responsive transcription factor ERF098-like
Exons: 2
Coding region: 36-533 (165 amino acids)
Biological process (GO): ethylene-activated signaling pathway; regulation of DNA-templated transcription
Molecular function (GO): DNA binding; DNA-binding transcription factor activity
Source: RefSeq, a predicted model, not a curated record
CCUUCACUUCCCCACUUGAUAUAACUCACUUGGCCAUGGAAGGGUCUUCUUCAAGAGGGAAUCAGAGCAAUGAGAACAACCAAGAGACCAGGAACAAGAGGGGAUCGCGGUUGCGAUGCAAUCCGCCCCUGUACCGUGGGAUCCGGAGGCGCCCUUGGGGCAAGUUCGCGGCCGAGAUCCGGGACCCCUCGAAGAACGGCGCCCGCCUCUGGCUUGGGACCUUUGAUACAGCGGAGGAGGCCGCCCGAGCCUAUGACCAGGCCGCCUUCGCCUUCCGGGGCCAUUUGGCCAUCCUCAACUUCCCCAACGAGCAACAAUACUAUGCGCAGAAUGACUACAAUGUCUCCGGGCACAGCAGUUCUUUCUCCACGUCCCUGUCGCUGUCGUCGUCGUCGUCGCCAUCGUUCUCUUCAGCAAGUCCGUCAUCAUCCGAUGUGUCAGCUCCCGCCGAGCCAUCCAGAGAUGUGAUUGAGUUGGAGUAUCUGGACGAUAAGUUGUUGGACGAACUACUGAAGUCGCACAGCGACGUGUAGGGUAAAUGCGGGUAGGCGAGUGCAUAUUCAGGGUUUCCGAUGUUUCAGGGGUACGUGCAUAUACUUGAAUAAAUUACAUUUGGCAAUCUUGAAGACUGCAUUGUCACAGCGGGCGCUUAACAUGACAAGGCAAUACUGUAAUUUGUACUGCAACUUCGAUCAGUAUCAGUGGAGCAAAUGGCUCGUAUGAUACCUGUAUCUUUCUCAGGUACUUCUCUGGGUACUUGCCCUCAAUUUAAGCAGCUGUAUUCACCCGAACACAGACUUCUGGGCUGCUACAGCUAUCUCAUUCCAAUAAACUAUUGCAAUAUGUCUAAGGUUUCU